Molecule: messenger RNA, 15916 nt
Organism: Procambarus clarkii (red swamp crayfish)
Lineage: Eukaryota; Metazoa; Arthropoda; Malacostraca; Decapoda; Cambaridae
Product: platelet binding protein GspB
Cellular component (GO): cornified envelope
Molecular function (GO): RNA binding
Source: RefSeq, a predicted model, not a curated record
GAGGCCAUCCCCUGUGUCGCCUGCCAUCACCUCUGAGGGACGAGGGCGUACUGCUGACGAGGGUCGAGGGCGUGCUGCUGGUCACAGCUGGGUCAAGGGCGUGCUGCCGGCUAGUGUUAUGCUGCUAUUCACCAUGUACUAUAUAUGUGUGUGAUGGCGGCUUCUGACGACAACACGAGACUUUGUGUAAAACUUCACCUGGACUCAUUCCUUAGUGCGUCUUGUCCUGUUGGUCCACUUCACCGCUACUUUAAGAGCGCGACGAUGGAAUGAAGGCAGCACUGGGAGCCGCAGCAGCUGUAACAGGAGCAGGUGCUCUUGUUUAUAUUCUAUUAAAUUCAAGAAAACGGCAGCGUGAUCCAGGGAAACGAGAUGACUUGAGCAUAAGCUCUGAAGAAAAUGUUGCCACUUGUUCAGAAAUUAAAUCUCGGCUUGCUAUGGAAGGCAGCAAUGGUGACUCAAAAGAAUGUGAAGAUAUACAUGAUACAAACAGCCAAUAUGAAAAUUUUAAUGGGCAUCUGCCAAGAAGUGGCAGAAAUUCUGAUAUUAAUUUGGAUCAUGUAGCUGGCAGUACAAAUGAAAAUAAUGUCAGCGAGAUUAAAAAUACUUCGAUACCCCUUGAAACACGAGAAUGCAGUACAAGUCUAAAUAACUUCGACAGUGUGAUUACAAGUGACUUGGUGGAUAAGUCUAAAAGGCUGGACAAUAUGACAUCUGAAAAUAACUUGCAGCAAGCCAAUACAGUUAAUGACCAAAUUGAGAGUGAGAAAGAUGGGAUUAGGAAAGUGUUAACCACGUCGGGGAAAUCUAGUGAUGGUAUUAUGCCUGACAGUGGUUUGACUUCAUCUUGUAUUGCAGCUGGUCUAAAUGACACUGAGAGCAAUGUCUUGUGUCCUAACAUAAAGGAUGGAAUUAUCAAUAAGUGUACUUUAAAAGAACAAAGUGCUAAUCAAGAAUGGGUUGAAGUGCAUAAAAUGGCAGGGUUAGAAAGUCAUGUGAUGACAGAAGAGAGCUGUUCCUCACCACUCAGGCCUAAGUUUCUGGGCGAAGCGAUAUCUUUGCCUGCAUAUCCAGCAAGUGAAGAUAUUUCCUCUGUUGUUCUGUGUGCUGCAGAGGAGGAGAAUGCAAGAGAAUCAAAUUUUCCCCAAAUAAUUUCAGAAAAUUCUCUUGAAUUCACCUCGACUGGAGUUAAAGAUGCUGAUUUGCCACAAGAUCACACUACUCCAUCUAUAUCCGAUCAAGAAAAUGGAUUUGUAGUCCAGAAGGUGAAUUUGAUUACACAUCGGGAAGAACACCCAGUUAUUUUGGCCCAUUUUGACAAAGAAGACUCUCCUAUUUCAUCUAAUUUGACCAAGAAAGAAAUGUCAACUCUCUCAUCUGAUGUCAUUGUCAAAGAUCAGUCUACUCUUGCAUAUAGCUUGGAUCAUGAAAAACUGAUCUCAUUGAAGCAAGGUGAUCCAUGUAGCGAGUUACUCGGCCCAAGUGUUGAAGAAGCAUCCCUGUCAUCUAGUUUGAGUCGGGAAGAGCAAACUACCCUCUCCUGUAGCUUGAACCAGGAAGAUGACUUUGGUAUUUCAUCCAGCACUGCCUUGGGAGAACAAGCUGCACUUUCAUCCAGCUUGGUCCAGGAAGAAGAAUCCGCACCUUCAUCCAGCUUGGUCCAGGAGGAAGAAUCUACACCUUCAUCCAGCUUGGUCCAAGAAGAAGAAUCCGCACCAUCAUCCAGCUUGGUCCAGGAAGAAGAAUCCGCACCUUCAUCCAGCUUGGUCCAGGAGGAAGAAUCUACACCUUCAUCCAGCUUGGUCCAAGAAGAAGAAUCCGCACCAUCAUCCAGCUUGGUCCAGGAAGAAGAAUCCGCACCUUCAUCCAGCUUGGUCCAGGAAGAAAAAUCCGCACCUUCAUCCAGCUUGGUCCAGGAAGAAGAAUCCGCACCUUCAUCCAGCUUGGUCCAGGAAGAAGAAUCCGCACCUUCAUCCAGCUUGGUCCAGGAAGAAGAAUCCGCACCUUCAUCCAGCUUGGUCCAGGAAGAAGAAUCCGCACCUUCAUCCAGCUUGGUCCAGGAAGAAGAAUCCGCACCUUCAUCCAGCUUGGUCCAGGAAGAAGAAUCCGCACCUUCAUCCAGCUUGGUCCAGGAAGAAGAAUCUGCACCUUCAUCCAGCUUGGUCCAGGAAGAAGAAUCCGCACCUUCAUCCAGCUUGGUCCAGGAAGAAGAAUCCGCACCUUCAUCCAGCUUGGCCCAGGAAGAAGAAUCCGCACCUUCAUCCAGCUUGGCCCAGGAAGAAGAAUCCGCACCUUCAUCCAGCUUGGCCCAGGAAGAAGAAUCCGCACCUUCAUCCAGCUUGGCCCAGGAAGAAGAAUCCGCACCUUCAUCCAGCUUGGCCCAGGAAGAAGAAUCCGCACCUUCAUCCAGCUUGGCCCAGGAAGAAGAAUCCGCACCUUCAUCCAGCUUGUCCCAGGAAGAAGAAUCCGCACCUUCAUCCAGCUUGGCCCAGGAAGAAGAAUCCGCACCUUCAUCCAGCUUGGCCCAGGAAGAAGAAUCCGCACCUUCAUCCAGCUUGGCCCAGGAAGAAGAAUCCGCACCUUCAUCCAGCUUGGCCCAGGAAGAAGAAUCCGCACCUUCAUCCAGCUUGGCCCAGGAAGAAGAAUCCGCACCUUCAUCCAGCUUGGCCCAGGAAGAAGAAUCCGCACCUUCAUCCAGCUUGGCCCAGGAAGAAGAAUCCGCACCUUCAUCCAGCUUGGCCCAGGAAGAAGAAUCCGCACCUUCAUCCAGCUUGGUCCAGGAAGAAGAAUCCGCACCUUCAUCCAGCUUGGUCCAGGAAGAAGAAUCCGCACCUUCAUCCAGCUUGGCCCAGGAAGAAGAAUCCGCACCUUCAUCCAGCUUGGUCCAGGAAGAAGAAUCCGCACCGUCAUCCAGCUUGGUCCAGGAAGAAGAAUCCGCACCGUCAUCCAGCUUGGUCCAGGAAGAAGAAUCCGCACCUUCAUCCAGCUUGGUCCAGGAAGGUGGGUUUUCUGCAAUCUGCUCAGUCCCGGAAUUAAGAUGCACUUCUUCAUGCAGUUCAACCAAGGAAGAGGAAUUUGUAUCUUUACAUGGCUUGGUUCAAGAAGACACACUGCCUUCACCAGGCAUGACCCAGGCAAAAUCUAUGGCUUCAGCUGGCAUGGACCAGGCAGAAUCUGUGCCUUUGUCUUGUUCAGCCCAGGCGGAAUCUGUGCCUUCGUCUUGUUCAGCCCAGGCGGAAUCUGUGCCUUCGUCUUGUUCAGCCCAGGCAGAAUCUGUGCCUUCAUCUGGCACAGCCCAGGCAGAAUCUGUGCCUUCAUCUGGCACAGCCCAGGCAGAAUCUGUGCCUUCAUCUGGCACAGCCCAGGCAGAAUCUGUGCCUUCAUCUGGCACAGCCCAGGCAGAAUCUGUGCCUUCAUCUGGCACAGCCCAGGCAGAAUCUGUGCCUUCAUCUGGCACAGCCCAGGUGGAAUCUGUGUCUUCGUCUUGCAUGGUCCAGGAAGGAUACUCUCUCUUAUCCAACUUGGUGAUGGAGGAAUCCACUAUUGCAUCUGGUUUGGAUGUGGAAAAAGGAUCUGCGUCAACGUGCAGUCUUCACAUGUCUGAAGAAUCUACAUGUCCACCUGGCUUGGUGGUGGAAGAAGCAUCUGUUCAUUCAUCUAGCUUGGUCAAGGAGGAACAGUGUGCAAUUUCAGGCAAUUUGGAUGAUCUAGAAUCUAAAGUAUUGCCCAAUUCUUUGCAAAAAUGUAAGUUGGACAGAACACAGCUGGAAAAAAGAGCUACCAUUACUAGGAAAAAAACUGAAAACCAUUGUGAAAAGCUAGUGGACAUGGAAAAUUUAGAUAGUAAUGAGGUUUUGACACAGAAUAGGGAAAAUACAAAUGCAAUUGAAUCAUCAAAGUGUUUGCUUAAAGAGAUUGUAACCAUUGAAAAGUGUCCUUCAGAGCAUGAACAAAAAAUCUGCAAGCAGAAAGUAGCAGACAAAAGACAACAUAUUAAUGCAGCAACUAACAAGCUGGAAAAUAGCACUAGUACAGAGAAGUCGAGUGAAAGUAGUAACCUGAAUUGUAGAGGAAGUGGAGCAGCUGGAACUAGUACGUUGAGAGAAAGUAGUAAGUCUGCGACGAAAACGGGAGUGAGUGAUAGAUGUCCCAACAUAGAAGAGCACUUACAGAAUAACAGUGUGGAUUCAACCUCAUCAGCUCCCAUUCUGGAGCAGGAGAAUCUCGGCUCUGGCUCCUCGAGUUUGGAGCCUCGUAACCAUAUCGAGCUCGAGCAACACAUAUUUUUUAACCAUCCGGCAUAUCCAUUCAAUAAUCCUGAAGCUUCAUACAAGUUUUAUGAGUUUGAGAUUCCUCAGGCAUUGGUGGGACGUUUGAUUGGCCGGAAAGGUGCCUUCGUAAAUAGAAUCAAAGCCAUUACGAAUUGCAACGUCAUUGUGUAUCCGCACAAAAAUAAAGGGCUUAAAAUAUGUUCUAUAGAAGGUACAAAGUAUUCAGUGAUGAGGGCAAAAGAUAUGAUUCGCGAAUACUUUCCCCUAGAGCGAUACUCUGAGGUUACACUGGAAGAGGUGCACCAACUACGACCAACUUUAUCAAGACUCCAAGAAGAUCUCGUUCUCAAGGAUUUGCACGUAAGAUUGCAUUUGGAUCUGCCUGCUGGUGUUUGGGUAGACAUUCGUGUGGCUACAGUAGUGAGUGCCGGCGAGCUGUGGGUACAGCAACCGCUGCAUCCCUCCUUCGCACAUAUGGAGCGCCUUCAGGUGUGCAUGAACAACAACUAUGGCGAUGGAUCGAAUACUCCACCUCUUCCCAGUCCUCUCGCCGAUGGCACUGUGUGUGUGGUACAAAUUACGGGACAGUGGAUGAGAUGCCAAGUGUUGAGUACAGCGGAGAAUGUGUCUCAAAUUUUGCUGCUUGAUAUAGGAGACACAACAUUCGUGGAGACGUCAUUGCUGAGACAGAUCCGCCUCGACUACCUGAUGCUUCCCUUCCAGGCAACUCAGUGCUUCCUGUCUGGGGUACAGCCAGUAAGAGGUGAUGUUUGGGAUGAUACCGCGACGACAGCGAUGAAGGAACUUGUGAGUAAUGACUAUCUCUCUGCGGAAGUGGUUGCUUGGACUGCAGAGGAUGUUCCUCUAGUCAAUCUUAAUCGGCGAGAGCGAAAUCAGUUUGUGCAGCUGAAUGAGAGGCUCGUUCAGUUGGGGCAUGCACGGGGGGCGCCUCGACAGCCUUUAGGUUGAUCUGCUAUCCAAGUACAGUAUAUACUGCAUCGGCUUUCAUCGGCUACCAGUCCAUUGGAUUACCGAGUUGUCUGCACCAGUUCCAUCAACCCAUUUAUAUCAAAUAAAUAAAUAAAUAAAUAUAUAUAAUAAUAUAUAUAUAUAUAUAUAUAUAUAUAUAUAUAUAUAUAUAUAUAUAUAUAUAUAUAUAUAUAUAUAUAUAUAUAUAAUAAAAUAAUAAUAAUAAACUUGCAUAAUAUACAUACAUAUGGAACAAGUAGUCUUUAUUGGUGAUCUUGAAUGACAUGUGAGUUUCCUAAUAAUUUUCUCAGUUUACUUUUGAGAUUGCUUUCUUAGUGUGACAGUUGUAGAAGUUGUCACUCUUAUUGAAUGCCUUACUGAGAAUGGGAAUGAGAUUAAGAAAAAGAAGUGAGCAGAUGUGUUUUGGGUUCAACAUAUGAUCUCAUAAAGUAGGUUAAUAUUUGUUGGCCACAAGUAUGUCGUCGGUGUUCACAGGUACAUAAAGGUGGCAACUAAAAUGAAGGCAACUGUACUUCAGUUAAGACCGGAGGAAAAAUAGGUCUUUCAGUGCUAUAGAAAACCCGGCUGUGAUGUUUCAUUUGCCUACAGGCCUUGGUGAGUCGUGUGAAUGUUUUCGUGAUUUAUUGCCUAUACGCAGGCACGAAGUUUGGUAUGAAUGAUGAAUAAACUACUGUACUUGGAUUAGUGUUCUAAAUGGCAAGUGUAAAGGAUUUUAUUUCUUGUUUUUAAAGACGGAAAAACAUUUUAAUGGAAGUGAUAAAUGGAAUCAGUAUUCAAGAGGUAUGCUUUGAUUAAUUCACAUUGCAUAUUUGCAUCCCAAGAUAUUUAUUACAAAAGUAGAAAGUGGAGAAUUAAAUGUAUAUUGCAUGAUAUUGCUGUAAAGCAAUAUUAUUUGUAUGUUAGUAACAUAAUUACUUCAUGGCAGUCAGGCUUUAAAUGUCGUAGAGUGGAAUUAUUGACUUGAUAAGUGUGUCCAGAAUUUUGAAAUUUUUGGGUAUAAUAUUACUGUAAUGCAAUAACAAUAACUUGUCAAAAUUAUUAGAAGACUGUGGUAUAGACUCCAGUAAACCUUUCAUUACCAGGAAUAUUAAUAGUCCCAUUAGAAGUGGUAUAUUAUUGCUGAUGGUGCAGUUUGUAAUUCUUUACUGAAAAUUUAGAUGUACCGUGAAGCACAUUUGCUGGGGAUGAGAAUUUUGGCUUUAUAUUCUAGCAAAAGCUGUAGCUUUGUCAUGAGAAGCUGUUGCUAGUCUUGGCUCACCAUUGUGGCAGUGAUACGCCCUCUUCACAUUGUACUCAGGAUAGGAUUUCUCAAGAAGUGCACAAUGCACUCCCUUCGUUUUGUGUCCCCCGGAUCAUACUAAGAAGUUUUAGUUCACUUUGCCCUCUUUUAAGAUUAUAUUACUGAUACCAAUUCUUUGAAGUUACCUUCAGUAUUUUGACAUUUUUAAAAUAUUUUAAAAUUGUCAAAUGUUAGAAUACUUUUUCUUAACUUGGACUAGGGUUCAAAUGUUUUAUACAAAUAAAUAUGUAUAACAAGUUUUAAAAGUUUCUUAAGUUUUUAUUUGAUGAUUCUGUGGUAUAUGUUUAUUGCAUCUUUAAAUCUAAAUUACAGUAAUUGAGUCGAGUCUGGCAGAUGUAAUAUACAUAAUGGUGUCCCUGUUUAAAUGCCAUGAUUCACAUGAACAUUGAUGAGAUUGCCAUCACAUGGAAAAUGGGAUGGGACUAUGUAAGAUCACCAUAUAGUCUCUUCCCAUGUUGGUAGUUUUCUAUGGUAUCCCUGUAAAUUAUCGAAAUGGAAAGAACCGAUGUAGACCUGUGGAAACUUUAAGCCUUUUGCCUUUAUGAAGACUGCAUUGGUUUUAUUGAUAAUAAAGUCCAGUAUAAAUUUUUUUUUUCUUAUCUGACUAAUUAGACUGAUCAAAUUGCAGUGCUUAUUUUUUACUCUUAUUGGUUUCAUGAAUGAUAUCUAGGAACUCUUGAAUGUUCCAUAAGUCAGUGCUAUAUAACACUACCGACGAUCUUUUUUGAUAAAUACAUUUUUGAGAUGUCUCCUUGUUUUUGGUGUGAUAAUUGUGGCUAAGUCGAUGAAAUUGCUCAUAAAUACUUAUUAACCGUUGAACUUUACAGCUAUUUUAAAAGUACUACAUUGAGGGGCUCCUGACUAAAAAUAGUUAUCAAAUGGGAAAGAUUGGCAUAGUGUAAUUGGAAUUGGCAGUGUAAGAGGCACGCAAAAAAAGUUAAAAUAAAUUCAAUACAUCCUUUGACAAAUUCUUUUUAAUAUACUAAGAGCUCAUAUUAGUCUUUACAAGAAACACAAUAUAACACUUUUUUUUAAAUUCAUUGAUUAGAGUGCAAUAGUACCUUUUUAUAAAUUUUUUUAAUCAAACUCGGCCCUUGUAAUGAAUGUUAUUGUGAUUUUACAAAUGUGUCGCCAGUAUGUAAUGUGCACUGGUUUUAAUCAUUGAUGCAACACAUUCAAAAUGCAGCUAUUCAAAGAGUUAUGAUUUAGUCCCAAGGGGUUCCAUCAUUUCCAUGAGGUGUAUCAUCAUCCUUUUGUUGGCAAUGUUUGUAGGAUUGUGUGUGGAUGGGCUGCAGACAUUCUUUCACAAGACCUUGGAUUCGUCAACAAUUUGAAUAGUGAUUGCGAUAUUAGUCUGAGGAAGCAUUUUACGUUUGUGUAGUUAAUGUGCUUCAGAAAUAAAGAACCUUCAUGGUUUAUUUUAAUGUACUCCAUUUAACAGCAUAACUAAAGUAUAUUUUUAAGUCUUGGUAAUUGAUGGCAAACGCCUUAAUUUGAUUGGGAAGUUGGCUGAAGUUUGGCUAAAAUUUACUUGAACCCAUUUCCAAAUUUUGCUUCUCAACUGUACAAUAAACGUGGUAGUUUACUGAUAACGGCAAGAUAUAUUUUGGCUUCAUGUAUGUGUUGACUUUUAAUACAUUAAUUAUAUUUUAUGACAGAAAACAAAUAAAAACCUGUUUAAGUCUCCAGUCAUAGAUCAUUCUUAUCCAGUAUUUGCUUUAGCAAAUGACAUAAUUGUGUAAUUGCAAAUUUUCUCUACAUCAUAAAGGUAAUUGUGGCAAAGCAAUUUCUACCAAAGUUUAGUGGCAUGUAAAAGUGCAACUUAAGUGUCAUUUAAAAGUUUUCAUGUUGUAAGCAGUGCCUUUAUUAAUCUCUUAAUUGCAUACAAUGUACCUGUCAGUUACUGAAUCAAUUCUCUUGAGUCAGAUUUGAGCAGAAGCUAGUUCUCUAAAACAUGGAUGUUUGUGCAAAACUAUCUGUGUUAGUUUGUACUUGAAGUGAAGUGUAACAGUGCAAGGAAUACUGACUGUGUAAUAAAAUGGCCAGUUGCACCUCACCGACCACAAAAAGUUCGAAUCACCGUGUAAAGUCGCCUUUUUGACACAUUUCCAGGUUUUGGUACAAUACUACAAACAGUUCAUGGGGUCUAUUUCCACACUAGUUUUGCCAUCAGGUGGGUGAUGGGGUUUUUCAGUUAUGCCUAAAAUGUUUAGGUCUAAGCAUGCAGCUUUAUAGGAAAGUCCUAUUUAGAACCCCAAUGACUUUCAACUUCCUGGAAGCUCUUAUCAGGAAGUGGCCACACAAUAUCCUUGUAAUUGCAACGGGUUGUUAUUCAACCCGUUGCAACCUGAUAAUUUAAAUGGUAAAAUGAAGGUAAAUGAUGCUCACAGCCUCUUAGCUUAUUGUAGACUAAGACAGAUAUGGUAUAUGUUUGAAAUUUAUAUAUAAAAUCUGUCAUUAUACUUAAGAGGAGGAGAGAGAGAACUGAAAGAAAUGCCCAGCUCUGAUGCUCAUUCUCUUAAUGUGUAAGUGUGUUUGUACUCGCCUAGUUGUGCUUUUGGGGGUUGAGCCUUGGCUCUUUGGUCCCGCCUCUCAACUGUCAAUCAAAUGGUGUACAGAUUCUGGAGCCUAUUGGGCUCUAUCAAAUAUACAUUUGAGUCUGUGAAUGGAGUUUGCCUCCACCAUAGACUUUGUGUGCAUGUGCACAUAGUGGAAUAUAAUAGUCAAAAGGACUAGAACCUUAAGUGCUUGAAAGAUUAGAGCUUGGGUCUAGAGAUACUCGGUGUGAAUCUCUUAUAUAUCCUAGAUUUCAAUGUAUGUUUAGGGUUCAGGUACAGCAUGAUUGUAAUCUUCCUUUACAUGAAUCGGCGAGGCCUUCAUGGCUCAUAUUUUAACUUCAUGAAUGAGUGACAGAUUGUGUAUUUUAAUUCUUUCGUAAAUUUGUUUGUUCUUGUGUAAUCUCUUGUGUAUCUAAUUGCAUACGAACCACCCAUUUUGCAUGUCCACCACACAAUAAACAAUGUCAAGAGGUAGGCCCCCAAAGCUGAAGUUCAACUUCACAUCUUGCCAAGUAUGUGCGCGUGCGCACACCACUUCCCUCCCCCUACACACAUGCACUGUGUGUGUGUGUGUGUGUCAUUUUUAUCUUCUGCUAUCUCCCCACCAACCACUUGAACUUAACGAUAGAACGAUGGUCUCCCUCCCUCCCUUGCAGGUCUGUGUUCAAUCCCUUACCAUCCAAGUGGUGGUUGAGCACCAUUCCGUCUCUCCGUCUUAUCCCAGAGCCUUGAGCUCGUAUCCCUUUCAAGUGCUGUAUAGUCAUCAUGGCUUAGUGCCAUGAUAAUUACCUACUGAUAAUUAUGUACCUACCUACCUCUCCCUCCCUCUGUUUUUGUUUUUUUUCUUUGACUAGGGUUCAUUAGGGCUGUUAAUUGAAGUACUAUACCUAGUGAAACUGCAAGCAAGAGCUGUUAUCCUACCUCGGCUCAUUUGAAGCCUGCCCCCUAUAUAUUUUUUUAUGAAUGAUUUUUAUUUAAAUCUAAGUAAGUCAUACAAGGACCAGGAUGAGCUAGUAGCCAAAUUUGUGCCAGAGCCUUCUUGUGACCAGUUCACAUGAUCUCACAUGUAUCGACCUGUCGAGUGGAAAAUGUCAAGUGGGUGUCAGCCUAGAAAUGGAGACCACCUCAUGCCAGUCGUGCUCCACAUUAUACAGAAUUGCACAGCCAAUUCGUAACACUAGUGAUGUACUCAAAUUAACCACAAUAAUAUAAAAGUUCAUUGGCAUUAGUAAUGAAUUAAUGGAAGUUAGAGUAAGUUUAUCGAGAUAAAAUACAUCCCAAAGGAUUCGAGUAACUUGUGCUAUUUCUACCCCUCCUGUAAAAGUUAUGUGGUGGAGGCAGACUAUAUUUAGAUUCUAAAAUGAGCAUGACAGAACUCCUAAAUAUUUGAGAAAUAGUUAACCAAUUCGUUAAAGAUUAAGGGAGAUUAGAUCCAAGAGCUAAAUCUCAAUCCUCAAAGCACAGCUAGAAGAAAGUACAUUCAAAUAAAUGCUCUGGAAUUUUAUUGUUAAUGCAUAGUACAGUACAGCAUUUGUCUUCUGCCUCUAUUGUUUAUUGUCAUCUGUGCUCAGCAUUUUUUCAUAAUUUUUCUUGUCCCACCGAUUUAUAAUGCCCUUAAUGGAAAAAAAUUAAUACUGCCGUACAUAUAAUCGGUUUUUGGAACCAUGACUAGUAUUUACAUGUAAUGGGUAUCCAUGAAUAUUAUGUAUAAUUAUUUUUUUAAAUUUAAUACUGAACAAAAAUAAUUGUCAUAUGACCAGCAAUUUUUCCUCUGGUAUAAAUCCUAUUAAACUGUUUACAUGGACAUUCUUUGAUAAUAAAUAUUGCCAUUUUUGGCUCUGAUAGCAAAUUUUUUUGAUAAAUCCCAAACUACUUCACCGCAUUUUGUUUCACCACUUAAAUUGAAAUGGGGGCAAGCUUCCCAGUAGGCAAACUGCUAAAAGUAACGCUUAAUCAACUUCUUAAUGUUGCUUCAGAGUUUUUAACAAUUCGUAGUUUCAUUGCCAUUUUCUAAAUUUGGCCCAAGGUGUGUUCCAUUUAGUUAGUUCCGGUUAUUGUAAUAACAUUUAGACCAGUGCUUGAUCUCUUGUCCAAGUCCUUUUAAAUAAAAUAACCUUCGUUACAAAUUUUUGAUUGCUGUGAACAGAUUUCCUAACAAGUUGGUUGAAUUAAUCAGAUUGUGCUGUAGAUUUUAUAUAUGGCAGUAGAGUAACUAAAGCCUUUUAUAUGUGGUGUAAGUAACCCAAGCUAUACAGGCGGAAAGAAAUGAAAGUGACUGUUUUGGCUCGUCUGGGAUCCUUAUCGUGGUAUAACAAUAAUCAAACUUCUUCACCUACCAGGAGGUAAUAUUAGUACUAAGAAAGAACUAAACACUUUAUAUUUCUAUGAAUGUCAGCCAUGGCUGUAUGUGGUUGAGAGGUAGUAACAUAUUGCACUGUUUGACUUGGUACUUAGUUAAAAUCUUAGCUGAGCUUUGUAUUUUAUGUAAUUAUGAAUUGCAACAUUGUAUAUAAAAUUGCAUGAUAUAUUUUUGCAUAAAUAUGUACAAAUUGUAAUGGAAACUGGUAGCAUGUUGAGACUUACCAUUGGUGUACAGUGUAAAUACACUAUUGAUUUGUGUGCAGUUGAUUAAUGUGGAUAUUCUUCCAUUUCAUUAAAUACACAAUAUUCUUGCUAGAAAAUAUAAUUUUACUGCCAGAUCAUGUUCACAAAGAUUUCUCUCUUGUGAAGAGUAAAAUGUAUAGAUUUUAUUCAUGUACUUUUGAGGCUGAAGUGCACUCCAGGCACCAAAAUUUGUGCUUCUUAAUUAAUAAAUCAUAAUUUUCAUAAUACAGAGCAAAUGUUUUGAGAUGAUGGGUCUUGAUUGUAUGAAUUUCCACCUGUGUGUAUGGGCAGCAAGCCUUAUCCACAAGCAUGUGGCUUCACGUUUGAUUUUGAUUAGAAAUUUAUUCUUUUAUAUAAUUUGGGUGGAUGGUUGGAUUAUAUACAUAUGCUGGACAAACUAACUUUUCACAGUGCUAGAAUGCAUCCCAAAUUAUUUGAAAACUUACAUAUUCAUGUGGUUGGAUGCCAAGUAUAGUUUUUCUUCUUCAAUAGUGCUUAGGUGUUGAAAUAUAUUAUUUAAUUUUAGCACUACUGUUACUACCAUGAUGAUAUAGAGUAGAAUAUAUUUAAUAGAUAGUCUGGGGUACUGGACAGUCAUAGGCUGGUCGUGGUCGAUCUUAUUAAAGACUGGGUUGGGUCCAGUAGUAACCCUCCCCAUAUGUAAUCGGUGAAAGGUGGCUGGCUGAGACACGAGUUCUUCACUCAAAAGAACUCUCAGCUUCAAAAAACUUUAGAAGAUGAAUUCAAUACAAUAUUACAUUUUCUGAGACAGGGAAGGAGAAGGUAGAAGCAGUAUGAGAGGGGAAAUAUUGGCAGGAGAGGGGAAAAAAGACACCAGUGCACCUUAUCUUGAGGUUAUCUUGAGAUGAUUUCGGGGCUUUUUAGUGUCUCCGCGGCCCGGUCCUCGACCAGGCCUCCACCCUCAGGAAGCAGCUCGUGACAGCUGACUAACACCCAGGUACCUAUUUUACUGCUAGGUAACGGGCAUAGGGUGAAAGAAACUGCCCAAUGUUUCUCGCCGGUGCCUGGGAUCGAACCCAGGAACACAGGAUCACAAGUCCAGCGUGCUGUCCGACCGGCUCACCUGGGUAUCCUUCUGUCCUUCCUCAGUAAUAAUAUACAGUACAUAAAUUGUGACUUCUAGGAGGAACCUCGGUGGCUCCCGAGCUUCUCAAGACCCAUCCGUUAUCAACCGUGAGUCAGGAUCAGAAUUGGGCUCACACUUUGAGGAGAGCAGAUUAGUAAUCAUUGGUACUAGGGAAAACCCACCACAAAGCAUAGACACAACAAAAUGAGCAAAUGAUUGGAGGAAAUUUGGCACUCCUUGGUGAAAAGGCAAAUUUUUAUUUCUACACGGUAAAUGCCAAAAGUGUGAUAUGUAUGACAACCACCAGAUAGCAACCUAGGUCACCUAAGGUUUCAGCCAGCCUGCUACUCACUACUCUACCUGGGUUCAGCACCUGUAGUCUCUGCUGACUCAACUACAGAAAACAUGAUUUUUGCCUUAACCUUUUUCCCAGCGCUCAUUUUCAGCUAGGUGAUGUUGAUUUUUCCUGGAACACAUUUCGGUCGUUGCUUUAACUAUUUUCCUUUAUGCUUUGAUUGUGCUAAUGCAAUUUUCAUUAUGUGCCAUGACACUCCAUUUCAGUGCAACCAUGGUCAGAGUUGCUUUUCCUGGGAAUGGCUUGCAUUUCCCUAUGCCCCACUAGAGAUACUCUGAAGGGGUUGCAGGUUUCCUCCACUAUGAAGUAACACUUCUAGAAUCACCUCAUUUCUUGGCAGGGCAUGAGACUUAUUCUUCCUUACAAGGCCUUUGAUGGGGAGAGGCUAUUUUUGGACUGUGUACUUUACCUGUUAAAUAAGUUUUCAACCGUGCUGACACUGCUCUCGUGGGUGUUUUGGACUUAAAACUUGGAUUGCAUAUGUUUCUCGUAAUCUGUGACUGCUUGUGCCCUCCCUCACUGAGUAGUCUUAAGUCAGGGGUUCAUUGUCUGCUUCACUAAUGACACACUUCCUCUGCCUGACAUGUCUGAAUGACAGUCUUGGUAGUUGGUGUACCGCCCCCCCCCCCCCCUUUUCUCCCCCUUUCCCACUUUUUUUUUUUUUUUCAUUGCAUAGCAGAUGUUCCUCAUCAUUAAGGCUUUCCCCAUCUGAUUCUGUUACAACCACUCUCAUUUGCAAUAUUCCAGUAUGUGCAUCAGCGUUCCUUCAUAAGAUGGUUGUCAAGUACAGUAUUGUAUAUGGUUAUCAGCUUGUUCUAAAUUAUUAUUAAUUAUAAUAAUUUUUAGAAAUUCUCAUGAGACCUUAAACUGCCCAUUAUGCGAGUGCAUGUGCACACAUUCUUGAUCAUAUAUACACAUUUUGGAGUGUACAUCUAGGGGUAUACAUUUAGUCAAGAUAAACUAAUAUGGUUGUUUAUCCACUGAACUGUUACCCAGUCAGUACCCAUUUACUGAAGAGAGCUGAAAUUGAGCUUAAAGCAUAGUGGUAACAGGAAUGGAAAAUUCACUUAUGUGCAGAAAAAUAUAGUUCAAGCAAAGUGUGUUUGUAUAAUGUAACAGACUAUAAGGCAUAGUAACUGAGUGUCUUGUAACAAAGUUAAGACAGUUAUUUAAUAAUACAAAGAGUAAGGUCAGAAUGAUGUGCAUUGCAUUGGUUAGAUUGUGUUGAUAUGUUAAAUGUUGUCACAUUUGAUCUGAUGGUGGUGGUAUUUUGUGUGUAAAGAUCACUUACACAUUUCUUAGAUUCAAAACAUAGGUUUUUGUAAUGAGGUUAUGGAUUAUAGAUUUCUCUAGGAUAUUUGUGAAUGUGGGAGGUCUUAUAAGCUUUUAGUAAAUUAUUUUGCUAUCCUCUGUAUAUUAUUGAGGCCUUAAAGCUAAUUUUAGAUAUUUUUUGUACCUUGAAAAUUUAUUGCAGAUUAAAGCGUUUCAAAUGGUGUUCAUGUAAUGUUUCAAUUGUUUUCUGUGUUUUUAUAGAUGUUAUUUUUGCAUAGAUUAAACAUUUGUGUUAUAGUGGGUUUGCAAAGCUUUUUCAGUUUAAUUUUUAUCCUUCAGAAUACAUCCCCAGCAUUAUUUAUACUGUACAAGGUUUACACUUUUUUUUCAAGUUUUAUUUUAGGGUAGAAAGAAUGUGAAAUACUUUUUUGACAAUGUAACUAUAAUACACUUUGCUAGAUAAUAUACAGUACUGCAUGUGUACAUGUAGUAUUUUCAUUACACGCGCUUAAAAUCAAAACAAUUAUGUAUUGGUAAAUAUUAUGAAAAUACAAUUUAAAUGCUUUUCUUUAAUUGUAAUCAAAUUUUUGUUACCGUUUUCCCUUCAGUUGUGUUGACUGCAUCUUACAUAUGGUGAAUACUCUUGGUGACUCAGGUGGCUAAUGCCAGAUUUUAACAACCAGGUACUUUCUGUACAAUUAUUUUCUGAACUUCCAGCCAUUUAGAGUGUUUAGGACUAAACUAUAAUAUAUGUUUGCUAAAUUUAGUCAGCUGUAAUCUUAGAACUUAAGCAUGCAUAUACCCUGAACCACUUAUGUGAAAUAGUUACAUCCUGUAAAGAAAUUUACAAUUCAAUAACACUAACAGUAGCAAAAACUCAGCAUUAGCAGCUUAUUGGUUAAUGCAGAUCCUUAGAUCUUUUAUGAAUUUUUGUGGUGGUAUAAGAAUGUUUGGAACGCGCACACAGACUUGGAUUGUUUCGAAGUACUGUAUAUUGCUUUUAGUUUAUUGCUGUCAGUUAAUCCCAGGAUAUGGUUAGUUUGAAAACUUUAGUGAGCGGCUUCACCUUAAACCUUGUCAGACAUACUGAUGUUCAACUAAGGCUUCCUCAUAAAAUGUACAAACGAAGAUGAGCUGUCGUGGUCCAAUAUAAGAAUAUGAGAGCAAUGAGAUAGCUUAUGAUUAGAAGAGUAAACCAAGUUUUUGCUGUAUUAGCUUAUUGUUUUAAAUAUAUGUGAAGGUUAAUAAUAAAUAUUUUGCCACAGAGUCCAUGGCAUUAGGUGUAUCGCUUCUCCCCAAAAUGGAUUAUAAUAUUCACGAACUAAAUUCAGCUUAUGUGUAAUGCUGUACUGGAGAUUGACUUUAAAACUAUUGACUUUUCUCACUUGACUAAAAGGUAAUUUGUAUUGAUGGAUGGAUGCAAGGUAAAUUACAAUAUUUUGUAUGGAAUGCAAGUAAAUGUAUUAAAAAAAACAAAAA